Messenger RNA from Daldinia caldariorum, 615 nucleotides. RefSeq lists its product as uncharacterized. The record is from RefSeq and is a predicted model, not a curated record. The transcript is spliced from 2 exons. NCBI's taxonomy places the organism in Eukaryota, Fungi, Ascomycota, Sordariomycetes, Xylariales, Hypoxylaceae. Bases 1 to 615 code for a protein of 204 amino acids.
AUGUGCCACGGCCACCCUCACUACCACCCCUGCUCUCACACAUCGGUCAAAUGGCUGUACUGUCCGGAGGCCAUGUUCGAUCUGGACACGGGAUAUGAGACACCCUGCUCGAACCCGAUCUACUCCACACCGCAGCCAACCAAUGUCGAUUGUCCCCUGCAGAAUUGCAACUUCAAAGCCUUAAUGGGGAGCUGGAAUUGCUGCGUCUGCGGGAAAGGUCCUAACACUCAGGGGUGGUGCACCUCAUUGGGUCGUAGGACGGACUGGAAUCCCCUAACGAGAAAGGUUGAGGAGAUGGAGAUGCCUUCGACGCCACGAGGCGCGAGUCCGGAGAUAUCGUUUGCAGAAGUUCGCAAAUCAAAGAGCAGCCGCAAGGCUCAUAAUACCGGGCGAGGCUCCAUACACAAGCGAGGAACAGCGUACGACUUGAGCCACAACAACGGAAGUUGUCCUACCGUACCAGAGGAAAACGAACCGAUCAUCUCGUCAACAACAACUUCAAAAUCCCAGGGACCUUGCCGACUAAGCCACGACGCGAGCGCCGAAUACCACAAGAAGCCGAAAGCACAGAACGGGAAGAAGAAAUCACAUAACAAAGCUCGCGCCCAUCAUUGA